Messenger RNA from Cylindrotheca closterium, 666 nucleotides. The record is from the annotation of a GenBank genome assembly. Lineage: Eukaryota; Bacillariophyta; Bacillariophyceae; Bacillariales; Bacillariaceae.
AUGUAUGGAUUUGAAAUCCCGAAGGACUACAAUGAUGCUGCUCUUUGUUUGGAUCAAAUCCAUGGCAAUACCAAGUGGCAAGACUGUACAAAGUUGGAAAUGGACCAACUUGCCAAACAUAAAGUGUUUGUAGAUAUUGGCAAGGGAACUCCAAUUCCAAAGGGAUUCCAAAAGAUCCGAGUUCACCUUGUGUACGCCUGCAAGCAUGAUGACAGACACAAAGCCCGACUCAUGGCAGAUGGUCACCUGACUUUGGUACCCGUCGAUAGUGUAUACUCCGGCGUGGUUUCCAUUAGAGGCCUGAAGCUAAUGAUCUUCCUUGCCAAACUAAACGACCUGGACCUAUGGGCUACAGAUAUUGGUAAUGCCUGCCUAGAAGCUUAUACUAGUGAGAGAGUAGCUAUUGUAGUAGGACCAGAGUUUGGGGAGCUAGAAGGACACACACUUCUUGUCUCUAGAGCUCUCUACGGACUUUGCUUGAGCGGAAAAAUGUGGCAUCAAAGAUUUUUGGCAUGUCUAGAGGAAGAAGGAUUCUUCCCUUGCAAGGCCGAGCCAGAUAUAUCUGGAUGCGCCCCACUCCCAAUGGAAAGUCGUAUGAGUACGUUGGCGUCUACGUUGACGACCUUGCACUGGCAAUGCGAGACCCCAAGUCAUUCCUCUAGAUAA